Molecule: messenger RNA, 1962 nt
Organism: Adineta ricciae
Lineage: Eukaryota; Metazoa; Rotifera; Eurotatoria; Adinetida; Adinetidae
Source: the annotation of a GenBank genome assembly
AUGCAACGAAUCAUUGUAUUUUUGGUUUUGUUUGUCAAUCUCUUCCAGUCAUGUCUAUCACAUAGUACCAUUGCAUAUAAUAUACCUGAUCCAGAUUGCACUGGCCCUUUUAAUUUAUGUACAGAUGCUGAUAAAGAACGACUUGGUCGCCUAGCAGUCAAAGCUAUUCAUGAGCAGAUGGAUGAUGACAAAGAUGGCAUGAUUGAAGCAUCAGAAAGUAGUGAUUUUAUUAAAGAAGAACUAGAAUCUAAUACAGAUGCUAUUCGACAUCGUCAUUUUCAAAAUGCUGAUACACAAAUAACGUUUAAUGAUCUCUGGAGUCAAUGGCAAAAUAGUAUUGUUUAUAAUUGGACUACCGAUGAUGUAGUCAAUUGGUUGGUGAACUACGCUCAUUUGCCGAUGUAUGUGGAAAACUUUCGUCGAAAUCAAUUUGACGGUCGUAUGAUUCCCAGAUUGGCUGCCAACGAAAAACAUUAUCUUUCUGCUAUUAUGCAAAUACGUGAUGUGAGACAUAAGCGACGUUUGAUCAUCAAAGCUACAGAUGUUGUAUUAUUUGGUCCGCCUCCAAGUACACACAAUCUCGUAAAGGAUGUGAUUUUAAUAACAGCCGUGCUAAUAUCGUUUGGUGCUUGUUUGUACGCGUAUAUUCGGCAUCGUAGAACUCAAAUAAGUAUGAAUAUUAUGGUCAAGGAGCUAGAAAAUUUGCAGAAAGCGGAAGGUGAUCUCGCUUGCGUGACUGGAAAGAUAAGGGCAAUGGAGAACGAACUAAAAGAUAAGGCAAAAGUCGAUCGUGGAUUAUUAAAUUCGUGGUUUAUGGAAGUGCAGGAUACUAAAGAAGAAGCUGAUAGAUAUCGAAAGCGUCGUGGGUCAACUGUCGACAUAGAGAAGCAAAUGCGGUUAGCUGAACAAGAAAUCGAACAACUACGAAUUGCUUUAAAGAAAGCUGAAGAACAUGCUAAACAUCAGUCCUAUGAACCACCGGCUGAGCUAAUUGAUUUACUUAGACGAACGUAUAAUAUAGAAGAACUGGCGUUUGAAGCCACACGUCGUUCUGCAGAAAAUGCUAUGCUUACUGCAAAGGAGCAAAUGAACAAGGUCUCGAAGAUGCAAAAAGGCUUUUUCGGUGCCGUGCGUAUUGCGCAUACUGGUUGCAUGGAUGAUAUCAGUGAAUUAAUCAGCAAUGCUAAAGAGCGUUUAGCUGAAGUUCAACGUGAAUACGAAGAGCGUGAAAGACGUUGGAAUCGAAUUGCUGCUCUACUUAAUCGAGAAGAUUUUCUUAGUAACUCUUCACCAUCGACUUCAUCGAUUGGAACAAAUCAAUUUGCAGCUGCAAGUACAGCUGCUACAUUAAACAAUGGAUCAUCAGAUUCAGUCGUUCGACAAAGACAAAUAUCCAGCGAUUCUAAUGGUUUGAUCAAUACAAGUUACGAUCCAGCAAUAACGAAUAAAAGCAUGAGCAAUAUAAGCAAUCGUAACGUCUCAACGAGUGCCUUACAUCCAGAACAUUUAUCUCAACAAGAACUGCUCAGUCUCUCCGACAGUAAUUACGAUUUUGUCAAUUCGCCGUCUUCGACAUUAAAACGACGUGUUAUUGGUGGUCAGGUCCCACCAGCUAGUCGUUCAUCAACUGAACGUGUUCUUAAUCCUCCGGUAACAAUGACAUCGUCUCAGUCAGUCAGUGGUCUGUCCGAUUUAAGUAGCAAUCAUUCUAAUGGAACUUCACGACACGAUCUUCCGGAUUCUGCUGAGACAUCAUUAUUGGCAAAACCUGGUAAACCAGUGUUUGAUAUUGACAAUGUCGAUUUUAUGCUUGACGAUCAAGACCGACGAUCGAAUGUCGUUGACUCGGGAUCUGAUGAUCAACAAUCGGUCUCCUCGGGUAAAUCCCGGAAACAAGUUCUAUCAACGAAACUAUUAAAACCAUUUCAAAAUAUGCGUAUAAGAAAGAAAAGUGCCACUUAA